Molecule: messenger RNA, 943 nt
Organism: Ipomoea triloba (trilobed morning glory)
Lineage: Eukaryota; Viridiplantae; Streptophyta; Magnoliopsida; Solanales; Convolvulaceae
Product: extracellular ribonuclease LE-like
Exons: 4
Coding region: 58-759 (233 amino acids)
Biological process (GO): RNA catabolic process
Cellular component (GO): extracellular region
Molecular function (GO): RNA binding; ribonuclease T2 activity
Source: RefSeq, a predicted model, not a curated record
CAUUUUAUUUAUAAAAAAAAAAAAAUCAAAUUCAGAAAGCCAUUAAUAUAGUAAAACAUGGCACUGAUGAAAUCUCAAACUUCAGUGUUCAUAAAAUUAUUGUUCAUCACUCACUGCUUUGCUCAAGAUUACGACUUCUUCUACUUCGUUCAACAGUGGCCAGGAUCAUAUUGUGACACUAGUAGCAGCUGUUGCUACCCUACUACAGGGAAGCCAGCCUCAGACUUUGGCAUCCAUGGAUUAUGGCCUAACUACAAUGAUGGCACUUAUCCAUCAAACUGUGAUUCCAGCAACCCCUAUGAUGAAUCUCAGAUUUCAGACCUGAUUAGCAGAAUGCAACAAGAAUGGCCGACCCUGGCCUGUCCAAGCAGCAACGGCUCGAAGUUCUGGUCGCAUGAAUGGGAAAAACACGGGACAUGUUCUGAGUCUGUACUCGACCAACACUCUUACUUUCAGACCACUUUAAACCUCAAAGAUCAAAUUGAUCUCCUCCAGAUUCUUGAGAGUGCAGGAAUCCAGGCGGAUGGGAAUUCUUACAACCUGAGCAGCAUACAAACCGCAAUCGAAAAUGCAGUGGGAUAUGCUCCUUGGAUAGAAUGCAACAGUGAUGCAAGUGGCAACAUCCAGCUGUACCAGGUUUACUUCUGUGUCGAUGCUUGGGGUACUGACUUAAUCAAAUGCCCUGUUUUCCCCACAGGAACUUGUGCUUCCAGUAUUAAGUUCCCAUCUUUCGACUAUUCUGGGAACUCUUUCAUUUGACGCAAUAAUGAAAACACUUCUUUCAAUUCUCUUACAAGGAUGUAUGUUUUUAUAACAGGAAAAAUAAGAUUGUAUUGUAACUGAUGUUCUGACUCGAUGAAGUCUUUCUUCAUUUUCUUUUCAAUUUGCAUUUUGUGUAAGUUUUAGAUAAGGGUCCACUUGCAACACGUUUCAUUGCUUCAAA